Molecule: messenger RNA, 915 nt
Organism: Doryrhamphus excisus (bluestripe pipefish)
Lineage: Eukaryota; Metazoa; Chordata; Actinopteri; Syngnathiformes; Syngnathidae
Product: CMRF35-like molecule 7
Cellular component (GO): plasma membrane
Molecular function (GO): transmembrane signaling receptor activity
Source: RefSeq, a predicted model, not a curated record
AAAGAGAGAAGAGGAACACACUCAAUAUUUCUCAAUUGGCACCAACAUUGCAUUGUUAUUUCCUCUCCAAUCAUGAGAACCUCAGGGACAUCUUUUGGCUUUUUCACUCUGCUCUUCAUCCUUUGGCUUCUAAAACAUUCAGCGGAGGCAGAUGAGCUGACAGCGCCAAAAAUCAUAAACGCCGCAAAUGGAGGAUCGGUGACUGUGUCCUGUCAUUAUGACCCUCAGUUCAGAGACAACACGAAGUACUGGUGCAAGGGGCCAAUAUACGAGCUGUGUAAGAUUGUUGUUAAAACGCCAAAGCGGCGCCACAGUGACAGAUGCUCCAUUGCUGAUGACAAAAGGGCAGGAGCCUUCACUGUUACUAUGUCAUCUAUCAGACCAAGUGAUGAGGACAUGUACUGGUGUGUUCUUGCCAGGCCGGGAAGGAAUAUUUUCACUGGUGUCAAGCUCAUCGUCUCCAAUGAAGUUUUAACACCAACGAGCACAACACCAACAAAUUCUCUGGAGAACAAUGAACACGUCAACAUGCGGUGGUGGAAGACUCUUCGAUGGAUCAUCUUUUCUUCGAUGGUGUUUAGUUUAAUAUCAGUUUAUAUAACCGUGUGGAGGAUAAAGGCUGCACACAGAAUAUGGCAAAACAAUGUUCCUCAACACAACUCCAAUAUUUAUGGGUGAAAGAACAUGUGUGAAAUACGACUAAAUACUGGACUGCAAAAUUAUUCUGUAUAUAUUCUAACAACAGCCUCCCUGCAGUAAAAGUAUGCUUUAGACUCUGGUUUUAAGUUAAGUGUGCAAAAUAAUGUAAGUCGAUGCAGUGUAAUACAGUAUAUAAUAAUAAUGUAUACAUUGUGCCUGUGUUGACUGCUGAUUGCCAGCAAAAUGACUGACAUGACAAAUUAUCACAAAGCAUGU